UUAAAGUUUAAAAAGAUUGAGGGUAAAAAUGGAAAUGGAGGGAGUAGUUGACUCACCAUGCAAUGCUUUAGAGAGGGAGGGAGGAACACGAAAAAGCGACUCCCCACUGGUAAUUAGUUAAAGUGUCGCCACAAACCAAGUUUCAAUUCUUCACCAUCUUCAUCUUCUUCUUCUCCAACCACUCUGCUCUGCUUCAUCAACCUCAAAAUCCAAAUCCCCACCAAACCAGUCUUAUAAUUAACUUGUGUGAAUUGAAGAAUUAAGCUAAUUAAGAAGACGAUGGCGAAGAUCAACAACAAUAAUAAUCUCCAGAGCACCCACACCAAAUUCAUACUCGUUCACCCUCAUCACAUUCAGAAACAGGGCCGCGUUUGGCAUUCUUGGCUCCUCGUUUCUCUUGCUUCCUUAUUCGCCCUCGCAUUCACUCUCACCUUCUUCUACGCCAGAUCCCACACCCAAACAGCCCCUGUCCCCGCCGUCACGCCUCCGGCGGCCGCCCUUCCGAAAUGGGUGGCGAGGGCACUCGUCCACUACGCCUCCGAGUCCAACGGCACAGACCGGAUGCCGUACGGGGACAUCAAGCGGGUCUCCGACGUGCUCCGGCAGUGCUCGCCGCCGCCCUGCAACCUCCUCGUCUUCGGCCUCACCCACGAGACCCUCCUCUGGCAAGCCCUCAACAGCAACGGCAGAACGGUGUUCGUCGACGAGAACCGGUACUACGCCGCCUACUUCGAGGAGAAGUACCCGGACAUCGAGGUCUACGACGUCCAGUACACGACAAGACUGAGCGAAAUCGACGGGCUGAUGUCCGCCGUCAGACGGCAGUCCCGGAACGAGUGCCGGCCGGUGCAGAAUCUUCUCUUCUCGGAGUGCAAGCUGGGGCUCAACGAUCUUCCCAACAGCCUGUACGAGGUGGAUUGGGAUGUGAUCCUGGUGGACGGGCCGCGGGGGUUUUGGCCGGAGGCGCCGGGGAGGAUGUCGGCGAUCUUCACCGCCGGGGUGCUGGCCCGGAGCAAGAAAGGGGGGAAGCCGAAGACGCACGUGCUGGUGCACGAUUACAACCGGAGAGUGGAGAUGAUGGUGAGUGAGGAGUUCCUGUGCAGGGAGAAUCUGGUGAAGUGGUCGGAGGGGAUGAUGAUUGGGCAUUUUGUGUUGGAGAAGAUGGAUCCCGACUCCUUUGAAUUCUGUCGCGGCCAUAACUCAACAUAGAUCGGCCCAUCACGAUCCAGUGCUGCAAAUCCGGCCAUGAUCGUCUUCUUUUUUUCUUCUUUCAUUCUCUCAAUCUGUAUAACUUUGUAUGAAAACUAAAUGUGAGUUAGGAUCUUUGAUUCCAUGUUAAAAGGGAAAUUUGCCAAUUUGAAUUCAUUGACUUGUUGUGCAUAGACACCCAUGGCCUCUGCCAUCAAUGCAUUCUUCGUAAUAAAGGUUUGUGCAGCCC
Cuscuta campestris is the source of this 1438-nucleotide messenger RNA. NCBI's taxonomy places the organism in Eukaryota, Viridiplantae, Streptophyta, Magnoliopsida, Solanales, Convolvulaceae. The record is from the annotation of a GenBank genome assembly.